CCACCCUUUUCUGCCCAACAACUUUCCUGUCGACAACGACACACCACACCACACACCGAAACUCCUCAAGACCAGCCACUGCUCCGCUCGAUCUAUAGCAUCGUCCGGACUUUGCAACUUGUUCUCUUCUUCCUGACCUUAUCUUGACACCCCUUUUUACUACCUUUUCUACUACGUAAUCGUUCACAAUGGAGGAAGAAGUUGCAGCUCUCGUUAUCGACAAUGGUUCGGGUAUGUGCAAGGCCGGUUUCGCCGGUGACGAUGCUCCUCGAGCUGUCUUCCCUUCCAUCGUCGGUCGUCCUCGCCACCAUGGUAUCAUGAUUGGUAUGGGUCAGAAGGACUCGUAUGUUGGUGAUGAGGCUCAGUCCAAGCGUGGUAUCCUGACUCUGCGGUACCCCAUUGAGCACGGUGUCGUCACCAACUGGGACGACAUGGAGAAGAUCUGGCACCACACCUUCUACAAUGAGCUGCGUGUUGCCCCUGAGGAGCACCCCGUCCUGCUCACUGAGGCUCCCAUCAACCCCAAGUCCAACCGUGAGAAGAUGACCCAGAUCGUCUUCGAGACGUUCAACGCCCCCGCCUUCUACGUCUCCAUCCAGGCCGUGCUGUCUCUGUACGCCUCCGGUCGUACCACUGGUAUCGUCCUCGACUCCGGUGAUGGUGUUACCCACGUGGUCCCUAUCUACGAGGGUUUCGCCCUGCCCCACGCCAUUGCGCGUGUCGACAUGGCUGGUCGUGACUUGACCGACUACCUGAUGAAGAUCCUGGCCGAGCGUGGCUACUCCUUCUCUACCACCGCUGAGCGUGAAAUCGUUCGCGACAUCAAGGAGAAGCUCUGCUACGUCGCCCUCGACUUCGAGCAGGAGAUUCAGACCGCCGCUCAGUCCUCCUCCCUGGAGAAGUCCUACGAGUUGCCUGACGGUCAGGUUAUCACCAUCGGCAACGAGCGCUUCCGUGCCCCUGAGGCUCUGUUCCAGCCCUCUGUCCUGGGUCUGGAGAGCGGCGGUAUCCACGUCACCACCUUUAACUCCAUCAUGAAGUGCGAUGUCGAUGUCCGUAAGGAUCUGUACGGCAACAUUGUCAUGUCUGGUGGUACCACCAUGUACCCUGGUCUGUCCGACCGUAUGCAGAAGGAGAUCACUGCUCUUGCGCCUUCCUCCAUGAAGGUCAAGAUCAUUGCUCCCCCUGAGCGCAAGUACUCCGUCUGGAUCGGUGGAUCUAUCCUGGCCUCCCUGUCUACCUUCCAGCAGAUGUGGAUCUCCAAGCAGGAGUACGACGAGAGCGGUCCUUCCAUCGUCCACCGCAAGUGCUUCUAAGCAAAAUCACACGAGCGAGGAAGAGUCGCCGAUCUUCCAAGAGCCCGAGGAUGCCUCGACCAGACCAGCCUCGUUGCAGAGUCCCCAAGAUGUGCGGCCUCCCCUGUCGAGUCUCCCAUUUACGAAAAGUCUUGGUCAUUAUUGGUGCCCUAGGUCUCGCGGCGCCGGGCUUAUGCGGCCUCUUUGUUUCUUGAUUGGUUGUGCAUAGAGAGGGCGGAUGGUGCUGGUACAAUCGGGGCUGAUGGAGAAAGAAAAGAAGAAAAAAAGCCUAUUUGUUUUCCUGCGCUGCGUGGAUGAGAUGGUCCUUCUUCGGGGUCUUACGAGCAGAGACAGAUUUGUUUUAGAGAAAUGCGAGGAAGAAUUAUCCAUCCGCGAGGAUCCUCG
Cryphonectria parasitica EP155 is the source of this 1700-nucleotide messenger RNA. It is a transcript of the gene actin-3, whose product is annotated as regulated by circadian rhythms/ vacuole inheritance. Bases 189 to 1316 code for a protein of 375 amino acids. The transcript is spliced from 7 exons. NCBI's taxonomy places the organism in Eukaryota, Fungi, Ascomycota, Sordariomycetes, Diaporthales, Cryphonectriaceae. The record is from RefSeq and is a predicted model, not a curated record.